CUCUCUAGUUAACUGUGAGGGACCGAGACCUGCCAGAGGUGGCCCGCAACAUGCAAAAGGAUGACCGGUCCGGGGACGACAGCCAGCGGGAAAGUGCGUCUGAUGAGUCAUCUGACUCCCCAGAACCAGGGCCCGUCACCUGCAUGGAGCCCUUUAUGGUACGGAGGCUCUCCUGCCGGACAGUUCAGCUACCCCCCCUGGCCUUUAGACAGGCUGAACAGUACUACUGCGACCGAAAGCCCGAGCCGGACACAGUCACCGUCCCACCUCGGCCCACAACACUGCCAUUACGAGCACCGCCACUCAUCGCCAUCACCUCUGCUGACACCACCAGGUAGGAGGAUGUUGACAAGUGGGCCUCAAACAACUACAUGGCAUAGAA
This is a messenger RNA of Poecilia latipinna (sailfin molly), 382 nucleotides long. RefSeq names its product cAMP-specific 3',5'-cyclic phosphodiesterase 4D-like. NCBI's taxonomy places the organism in Eukaryota, Metazoa, Chordata, Actinopteri, Cyprinodontiformes, Poeciliidae. The transcript is spliced from 2 exons. The coding region runs from base 51 to 338 and encodes 95 amino acids. The record is from RefSeq and is a predicted model, not a curated record.